Molecule: messenger RNA, 1346 nt
Organism: Cuscuta epithymum
Lineage: Eukaryota; Viridiplantae; Streptophyta; Magnoliopsida; Solanales; Convolvulaceae
Source: the annotation of a GenBank genome assembly
UGGUUCUCGUUUCUUGCUGCAACUCAGCCGCCAAUUGUAAUCUCAAACUCGCAAAGGCCGAAAGGCGCGUUAAAUAACAGAGAAAAAUCCAAUCCAUCCAGCCAUCCAGGUUUGCUAAAAGCUAGCUAACUCUGCCGCUAUAUGGAGAAAUGGGUGAAGUUGGGAGGUGUUGCACUGGGUGCUCGGCUUAUAUCUCUGGCCCUAUGUACUUUCACUUGCCUCUGCGUCGCACUGGACCCCUUUGUCCUCAGCAAAUCCAGGAAUGCAUUUGAAACGCUUCGAACAUAUCUUCAGAUUUUACAUGUUAUAAUCUCUCUUAUUGUCAUCUUCUUAGAAUCAAGGUUCUUCUCUGCAAUAUUUCCAGAGGAGUUUAUGUCCCUUGUGGCAUCUGCACUGCUUAUCCACAGAUAUUUUUACGACAAUCUUUGGGAAGGCGUGGAGAAGACCCAUUUUUCUUUGUGUUCUUUUACUCUCGGAGUGCAAUUCGUUUUCCUUGUAAAGGCUUGUUGUCUUUUCUAUCACGUGGUUUGCUUACUUGAAAAGAAUGCAGAGGGGCAACUAGGGUUUGUGAGCAAAAAACAAUCAACAAAGGCAGAGGGGGAUGAGGGUAGUAGGCAGACGGGCAGCGUCAAGUGGUUCAGUGACGAGAAGGGCUUUGGUUUCAUUACUCCCGACGGCGGCGGCAACGAUCUUUUCGUCCACCAAUCCGGCGUGAGAUCUGAAGGAGGUCGCGUGCUCGGUGAAGGCGAGAAAGUAGAGUUCAUCGUGGAGGAAGGAAACGACGGCCGUACGAAGGCCGUCGACGUUUCUCGCCCAAAUGGAGGCCCUAUCCAAGGUCUCGGUGGUGCCGGAGGAGGAGGCCGCGGAGGCCGUCGUGGUGGUGGUGACGGAGGCUGCUACCGCUGCGGUGAGGCCGGUCACUUUGCUCGAGAGUGCACACAGAGCGGCGGAGGUGGCGGCAGAAAUCGUUAUGGCGGCAGCUAUUAUUGCUUCCAGUGCGGUGAGGAAGGUCACUUUGCUCGGGAAUGCCAUAACAGCAACUGGUGAUCUGAUCUGUCUCUCCAUCUACUCAGAGAAUGGCAUUGUGAAUCUUCACAAAUCUCAUCUUUAUUUUAUACGUAGUAUUAUCCUAUCUCUCUUUUAAUCAUCAUGUUGUUGUGUCUGUGUAUGGAAGGAUCUAGCUUAACCGGUGUUAUCCUCUUGCCUGUUUUUGUUCUAAGAAGUGAUUAGUUUGUGUUAAGGGAACUGCAUUUCGGAAAUAUAUACUUUUGUCUUAUGCCUGGUUUUAAAAAAAUGCAGAGGAAGAAGUCCUUAGGCUUAAGGAGACUGGUAAAGCUGGUAAAAAU